This is a messenger RNA of Stegodyphus dumicola, 880 nucleotides long. RefSeq names its product corticotropin-releasing hormone receptor 2-like. Lineage: Eukaryota; Metazoa; Arthropoda; Arachnida; Araneae; Eresidae. Gene Ontology annotation, biological process: cell surface receptor signaling pathway; adenylate cyclase-modulating G protein-coupled receptor signaling pathway. Gene Ontology annotation, molecular function: peptide hormone binding; G protein-coupled peptide receptor activity. The record is from RefSeq and is a predicted model, not a curated record. Gene Ontology annotation, cellular component: plasma membrane.
GUUUGCCACUACUUUUCGUCUCUACUUGGUCUUUUAUAAUGUCACGUGAUCUCCAUACUCCAUGCUGGAAAGGCUACGGAAAAUCGAAAUACGUGUGGAUUUUAACAGGACCCAUGGUUAUAGCUCUACUGGUUAACAGUGUCUUCAUGGUGAAUAUUGUUAGAAUCUUGAUCACCAAACUAAAUCGAAGCUCGUCUGUGGAAAGCAGGCAAAUCAAGAAAGCCGUAAAGGCAACUGCUUUAUUAUUUCCUCUUCUGGGCCUUACCCAUUUAAUGUUCUGCAUCAAUCCAAAAGACGACGCCAUGUUUGAAGAAGCUUACAUGAUUACCAAUGCCAUCUUACAAUCUUCACAGGGUUUUUUUGUUGGUUUGCUCUACUGCUUCAUGAACUCCGAGGUUCAGACUGUAUUGCGCAACAGCUACUUGAGGGCAGUGAUACGUCGUAAUCCAAAUCACAAAUAUACCAGAAACAGAAGUUUGCCGCGAACAUCUAUGGCCUUCCUUUCCCACACAGAUAUGUCUGUAACAGACACCGCUCGCCACAAGGUGGCGCCCUGCAGAAAAACGCUAAUGCCACUUCAAGAAAUGUCUGUGAACGGGAGGAAAUCUGAUGAUGACCACGACAAAGAAAGGACAUAUGUGUUUUAAAUUCUGUUUUGUGAAUGUGCCAGUAAAUUGCAUAACUGGAAUUAUCCCUCUCAUCUGAUGCAUGUAACUGUCAAAACGUCUGUCUUUUACUGAUGUAAAACUAAUAUCACUACUUAACCAGUUAACUGUGAUUGACGAGUAUACUCGUCAUGGAAAAUCGGCACAAUUUUGUGUAUUGACGAGUAUACUCGUCACGCGUAUAUUAUGUUAAUGAAAUGGAAAGAUAAAAGGGA